Balaenoptera musculus (blue whale) is the source of this 792-nucleotide messenger RNA. RefSeq names its product RNA-binding protein with serine-rich domain 1-like. NCBI's taxonomy places the organism in Eukaryota, Metazoa, Chordata, Mammalia, Artiodactyla, Balaenopteridae. The record is from RefSeq and is a predicted model, not a curated record. Gene Ontology annotation, cellular component: ASAP complex; nucleoplasm; cytoplasm. Gene Ontology annotation, molecular function: RNA binding. The transcript has 2 exons. Gene Ontology annotation, biological process: mRNA splicing, via spliceosome. Bases 1 to 792 code for a protein of 263 amino acids.
AUGACGUUACUAAUCAGCGGCCAAGCUAAUAGUAGAGGUCAGAUGCUCUGCACGCCCACCACCUUCUCCCAGCCAUCCCCACACCAUGCUGCGUCCAGGAGGGCACUCUUGUGGGACGUGAGGAGCGACUGCAGUACUCCAAGGGCAACCAACACGGGCUCCAGCAGCGGCUGCAGCUCACCUUCAGCAUCGAGCCGCUCCGGAAGUUCCAGCACCUCCCGCAGCUCCGGCAGCUCCUCCGGCUCUCCGAGCCCUUCUCGGCGCAGGCAUGACAAGAGGCGGCGUUCCCGCUCCAAAUCCAAACCACCCCGAAGAGAUGAAAAGGAAAGGAAAAGGCGGAGCCCUUCCCCUAAACCCACCAAAGUGCACGUUGGAAGGCUCACCAGGAACGUGACCGAGGAUCAUAUGGAGAUAUUCUCCACCUAUGGGAAAAUUAAAACGAUCGACGUGCCUGUAGAAAGGAUGCACCCCCAUCUGUCUACAGGCUACGCAUAUGUGGAGUUUGAGAAUCCAGAUGAGGCCGAGAAGGCGCUGAAGCACGAGGACGGAGGACACAUCGAUGGCCAGGAGAUCACUGCCACCGCUGUGCUGGCCCCCUGGCCUCGGCCACCCCCCAGGCGAUUCAGCCCUCCCAGGAGAGUGCCGCCACCGCCUCCCACGUGGCGCAGGUCACCCCCACAGAUGAGGAGAAGGUCGCGUUCCCCUCGGCGCAGGUCCCCCGUGCGCCGGCGAUCCCACUCUCCUGGCCACCAUCGCCACAGGAGCCGCUCCAGCUCCAGCUCCUCCCGAUAA